Hansenula anomala is the source of this 336-nucleotide messenger RNA. RefSeq names its product 40S ribosomal protein eS10 (gene RPS10B). The transcript has 2 exons. NCBI's taxonomy places the organism in Eukaryota, Fungi, Ascomycota, Saccharomycetes, Phaffomycetales, Wickerhamomycetaceae. Gene Ontology annotation, molecular function: structural constituent of ribosome; RNA binding. Gene Ontology annotation, cellular component: cytosolic small ribosomal subunit. The record is from RefSeq and is a predicted model, not a curated record. The coding region runs from base 1 to 336 and encodes 111 amino acids.
AUGCUUAUCCCAAAGGAAGAAAGAACUAAAAUCCACAAAUACUUAUUCAACGAAGGUGUUGUCGUUGCUAAGAAAGAUUACAACCAAGCUAAACACGAAGAAAUUGACACCAGAAACCUUUAUGUUAUCAAAGCUUUACAAUCAUUAACCUCAAAAGGUUACGUUAAAACUCAAUUCUCAUGGCAAUACUAUUACUACACCUUAACUGAUGAAGGUGUUGAAUACUUGCGUGAAUACUUACACGUCCCAGAAGGUAUUUUACCUCAAACCCGUUUACAAGAAUCUGCUCCAGAAAGACCAAACGCUAGAAGAUUCGGUGGCCCAAGAAGAAACUAA